Messenger RNA from Danio rerio (zebrafish), 2754 nucleotides. RefSeq names its product collectin sub-family member 11 (gene colec11). Lineage: Eukaryota; Metazoa; Chordata; Actinopteri; Cypriniformes; Danionidae. Gene Ontology annotation, cellular component: extracellular region. The record is from RefSeq and is marked provisional.
ACUCGUUCUCACUGGCUCUCAGGCCUGUGUGUGUCUGUGAGAUGAACCAUUUCAGAGCGACCACCAGUGAGCAAACCUCCAUUAACUCCCUCAGAUCCAGAUCCAGGCUGCUGCAUAUUAUACAGUAUAGUGCGCUUUGAAAUUCAACACAAGGAUGGUUGGAGAGAAGCUGGUGGCUUACAUGUUGGUCAGUGUGUUAGGUCUGGCACUAUUGAGGUCAGUGUUUGGUCAGCAUAUGCCAGAAGAACCUUGCUCAGUGCAGAUCCUCGUCCCUGGGCUCAAAGGUGAAGCAGGAGAGAAAGGAGAGAAAGGAGCACCUGGAAGGCCUGGGAGAGUCGGGCCAUCAGGAGAGCAAGGUCCCCCUGGAGACAAAGGGCAAAAAGGCAGUCCAGGACGUUAUGGAAAGAUGGGUCCCACUGGGCCCAAAGGUUUAAAAGGUGAUAUGGGGGAUCCAGGACCCAAGGGCCCAAAUGGAGAGCCAGGCGUCCCCUGCGAGUGCGCACCCUUACGGAAAAUGAUUGGAGAAAUGGAUAUUCAAGUGGUGCAAUUAACCAAUGAGCUGAAGUUCAUUAAAAAUGCUGUCGCCGGCAUCAAAGAGACAGACAGCAAGGUCUAUCUGCUUGUGAAGGAGGAGAAGCGCUACCGGGAAGCGGAGGUGUUUUGUCAGGGCCGAGGUGGACACCUGGCUAUGCCCAAAGAUGCGGCAGCUAACAGAGCCAUCGCCGGCUACGUGACUGACGCGGGCCUCAGUCGCGUGUACAUCGGCAUUAAUGACCUGGAGCGAGAAGGCCACUUUGUUUAUGUGGAGCGCUCACCCAUGACCACUUUCAGCAGGUGGAGGGAGGGUGAGCCCAACAACGCGUACGACGACGAGGACUGUGUGGAGAUGGUGUCUUCAGGAGAGUGGAUUGAUGUCGCUUGUCAACUCACCAUGUACUUCGUGUGUGAGUUUGACAAGGACACCGUUUGAGCUUCACUGCGCAUCUGUAGAGGGGGGAAAGUCAAGUGUUUAAAAUACUCCAGUGGCAAAUUUCAAAGAGAAAAGGCUACUUUUGUUAUAUCUAUGGUAUAUGAUGUGUUUUAUGUAUAGUUGUUAAAACAACAAUUAAGUAUUAUUUUUAUGCACUAUAUAUUGUAUUUUCCUGAAGUUUGGGUUUUGGAGAUUUGAAAUGUUCUAGUCUCUAAUAUCCAACAAGACUGGAUUUAUGUGAUCCAAUAUACAGUUAAACACAAAUAUAUGUUUUAUAUUUAUAUGAUUGCUAAAUAGUUCUUCCAAAAACAGGCCCAUAGCCAGCCUGGUGAAAGUGGUGUUUUUUUUUUCACGAAAAGUGGACCUUUUUGCAGUUAAUUGCCUCAUUUUCUAUUUAAUUAUGAGAUUCAAAUACUGCAUUUUAUUGACAUUUUAAGCACUGUUUUUAGCUGAAUUAACCUGUCGGAUGGUCAUCAUAAUCACACUUUUUGAUGUAUCAAAUAUUUACUAAAGAUUUAGAAUACAGAUUUUAAAAUACAAAUUAAUUACAUUAUUAAUCAUUAAGAAAAAGAUUUAAUCUGUUAAUGUUUAAAAAAAAAACCUGUAGCCUAUUGUCAUUUAUUAGGAAAAUAACAAACUGGCCAGCAAAUUCAAUUUUCCUAUUCCAAUAAAAAGUAAUUAAAAGAUUUAGAAUAAACGUUACUUGUAAAAUGUUUUCUCAAUUUAAAAACAAUACAGUGGUGAAAGAAGACUUCUCUUACUUAGAUUGUGUGUUUUCUUGCACAGCUUGAUGAAAAAUAUUUGUUAGCAUUGGCCAAAACUAGCUAGCUGAAGUCACACCGAAGCCACAGCCAACAGAGGAUUCCACUUAGUCUUAAAGCCUUUUUCGUGAGGGCUAUUAUCACUAUUUAUGAUGGCAUAGCAGUCAGAAUAGGACAAUUGAGCUCGUUAUGGAAGAAAUUCUGGACCUUUGUCAGUGAGGGGUGGGUUUUCCGUAUCACCCCGAACCCUGUCACAAGAAAAAAAAAAAAAAAUCAAAUUGUCAUAAUUUACACAACCUUUACAUGUUUCAAACCUUUAUGAGUUGCUUUGAAUCUGUUGAACACUAAAUAAUAAUAUAUUCUGAAUAAAUACAAAAUUUUGGGUGAACUGUCCCUUUUAAUUUGCCAUAAUUUGAGUCUUUAUUGCCACAUGAUCAUUUAGAAAUCAUUCUGACAUUUUUAUUGGAUUAUUAUUUUUAUUAUAUUAUUAGAACAUUUAAACAGAGUUGUACUAGGUAUUUUUGUGGAAACCCUUUUUUGUAAUAUCUGAGAAAUAGACCAUAAUACUGACGAGAAAUACAGGUACUGCCAUUUGUGAAUAUUACUGUACAGUACAUGCCGCUUAAAUGAAUUUUAAGAAGGUUACUUGCAUUUACUUUUAGGUAUUUUUGUAAAACGCCAGACAUAAUUGUGAAAGUUAUACGAAUGUGAAAGUCAUUUAAAUUACUAAACUGCAUUUAAAUGUGAUAAUGAACUGUUUGUGUAAUUAUAUGUGCUAAUUUAAAUUCCACUGAUUUGUCCUUCUUUGUGUUUCCUUUUACUUGCUUUCUUUUCUGCCACUGGAAUUUGAAUUAGCUGUUUUAUUAAUUUACUGAACAGGUCAGAAUACUAAUAUUAUUAAAGCAAACUUAACUUGCAUUAUAUUUUUCCUCUAGAUGGAACUGCCAGAUUGAGGUUAGACUUUAUAUUUUUAUAAUAUCCAAACACUGUUUAUUUCUGCAAUAAAAUUACUGUCCCUGAUUA